AUGGCAUUGUCGAAAUUAAGGGAUACUGUAGUGACCAAUUUCAAUGAACGUGGAGAUGAAAUUCGGAAACACUGGGGUGGUGGUAUUAUGUCAGCUCGGUCGCAGGCCAAAAAAGCACGUAUUGAAAAAGCUCGAGUAAAGGAACUUGUCCAAAAAAAGGAAGUGAAGUAUGCCAACUUUUUGUUGCAUAAUGGCGUAGGAGAUCUAGAAUGUAUGACUGUCCCACUUUUUGGCAAGCGAACUAAAUUUGGUUCUAAACUUUAUGCCCUCAACUUUUAUGUAUGUGGUGUUUUAUCUUCUACUGCGUAA
Molecule: messenger RNA, 309 nt
Organism: Thelazia callipaeda (thelaziosis nematode)
Lineage: Eukaryota; Metazoa; Nematoda; Chromadorea; Rhabditida; Thelaziidae
Source: the annotation of a GenBank genome assembly